Paramuricea clavata is the source of this 222-nucleotide messenger RNA. The record is from the annotation of a GenBank genome assembly. NCBI's taxonomy places the organism in Eukaryota, Metazoa, Cnidaria, Anthozoa, Malacalcyonacea, Plexauridae.
AUGGAUAGUUUCAAUGAAGAUCUAAAAGUACUAGAUUUAAAUGACGAUUAUGAUCUUUCAGUCCUUAUUGAUAAAUAUGAAAAUACGUUGAAAGAAACAUUACAGCAGCAUGCUCCACAAAAACGACGAAUUAUAACUCUUCGUCCUUUAUCACCAUGGUACAAUGAUCACCAUGGUACAAUGAGGAGAUUGGUCAAGAAAAAAGAAAUCGCAGGAAACUAG